AAGCCAGAUGUUAAACCUAGCGACACACAGGCCACUGGCACACCUUUCACCCCUACCCGUCUGGCAGGGCCAGCUCCUAUCAGGUCCAAGUCUAGUCGGACUGCUGCCGCUGGCUCUUCGUCUACACCUCCUUUUCCUUCCACCCCUGCUGCACCUGGCGGGCAUCUGCAUCAACCCUUGUCCGUCUCAAAUUCCAGCCGUAACCCUCCCACACGAACUGUGGACACCAAUGAUCCCGAGUUGAUCAUCGAGUACUUGGCGUUACUCCAUGGUCGAUCACUCCGCGUGAUCGCUCGACACUCGGAUGUUGAGUACCAGGACAAGUGUCCGGAAUCCCUCAAUAUGGAUCAGUCACUUCAUAAGCGCAUAAGAACACUCGUCGAUUCCCUCGUGUAUAUAAUUACAACCCAUCCUAGCAACGUCGCUGCUGUUGCUAUCUCUACGACUCCAAACACCUCAACCACUUCGCUUGUGACCAAAGUAUACUUUACGUUCAAUCAGACGACUGAUAUUAUUCUACAAGGGGCAAAGCAGCAUCUCAGCAGUCUUCUCGAUUACCUUCAAGGUUGUGUCGAUCCAAGCACCCUCUCCUCACCAUGGGCUUUCCCCACUGACGCCACCUCCCAAGUGAUCACGCUUGUCCAUCGCCUUCAUAAGUUUGGGUUUGAGGCUUUCAAGGCCAAAGUCAAGAAGGGGGUGCAAAAAUCCUAUCAAGACAUACUCGGUGCCAUAUUAGACAAACCUACCAAGGCCACCAAUUGGGCGUCGAAAUACAUGGACGUGUGGUGA
Molecule: messenger RNA, 789 nt
Organism: Marasmius oreades (fairy-ring Marasmius)
Lineage: Eukaryota; Fungi; Basidiomycota; Agaricomycetes; Agaricales; Marasmiaceae
Exons: 1
Source: RefSeq, a predicted model, not a curated record